Molecule: messenger RNA, 1150 nt
Organism: Exophiala viscosa
Lineage: Eukaryota; Fungi; Ascomycota; Eurotiomycetes; Chaetothyriales; Herpotrichiellaceae
Product: cytochrome-b5 reductase
Exons: 2
Coding region: 463-873 (136 amino acids)
Biological process (GO): sterol biosynthetic process
Cellular component (GO): intracellular membrane-bounded organelle; endoplasmic reticulum membrane
Molecular function (GO): heme binding
Source: RefSeq, a predicted model, not a curated record
CGGAAAGAUAUCACGACAAGCGGAAUUGAGCGCGGCACCUGUGGCAUCAAAGUUCGGUGGACACGGUUGUCAGCCAGGCUGUUCCAUCGUCAACAGCGAAUCGGAGCGUCUUCAAUUACCAUGUAGUACCUCUACGCAGCUUCGUCCUUGUGAGGACAGCCCCACCGAAAUCGCCCGUUAUUUUCAUCAUUUCAUGUCGCUUGCCUUCUUCCUUCUCAGACUUGGUUCCCCCAUUGCCUUGAUUGGACAAACCUGCACCUUUCCCCGACACCGACUUCACCUAAAUUGAUUUGAUCAACCCUCGAACCACUUUCUCUUUUCUGACUGCGCUCCCGCUACAAACACACGAGCUUCAAGCAAUCCCUCUUCCUUCGACAGGAUUACCCUCCAUCGACCUAUAUCACACUCGAGCUUCCCCGAAUCACAACAAACACCUUCCCCAAAUCUUACCCAACCACCGCCAUGUCUCAAUCACUCAGCUUCGACGAGGUGAAGACACACAACAGCAAGAAAGAUCUGUACCUCGUCAUCCACGACAAGGUCUACAACACCACAUCCUUCGUCGACGAGCAUCCUGGUGGUGAGGAAGUCCUUCUCGACGUCGGCGGUCAGGACGCAACCGAAGCCUUCGAGGAUGUCGGUCACUCGGAUGAAGCCCGCGAGAUCCUCGAAGGUCUUUUGGUCGGAGAACUGAAACGAGGUCCUGGAGACCCAGCCCCCAAGACCGGCGCUACCGACAAGAUUGCCGCUGGACCUGGAGGCCGAUCUGAUGGUCCUGGCAUGGGAGUCGCCAUGUAUGCCGUCCUACUGGUCGGUGCUGCGGCCGCCUACUUCGGAUAUACCUACAUGCAGAGUCAGGACAGCAGCAAAUAAAUUUGAGCUCCGGAAAUAGCAGAAAAAGAGAUGGGAUUUGGGCGGCGUUGUUGAAGCUGGUUCCUGUGAAAUUCGCACAGUAAUCAGGAGCCACCCUUGUGUUGGGUUUCGCUCGAACGAGUACGCGCUGCAAAUAAAGCAAUGGUGCCGGGUUGAGCCAAUUUGAUCCGGCAAAGAAGCGUGCAAUUGCGUUUGCAGAUUUACUAGAUGGAAAUAUGUCAUCUUGCGCCCAGCCACGCAGCAACAAGAAUCCUCGACUAUACAAUUCCAGGUCCAA